UGGGAAUCGAAUCCACAACCCUGGCGUUGCAAACGCCAUGCUCUACCAACUGAGCUACACGGGACUACGUAAGGAAGACAUCCUGCACAAAUGUAUAGUUUAGCUAUCGAGUUAGCUAGCAAGUUAGUUCUAUCAUAACGUGUAUACGGAUCAUCUGGAGUUUGAUUAGAUAGCUAGCAGGAGCUUUGUUAGCAAGUCGACCCGCUAACGACUGCUCGUGCUAGCCUGUUGCCUUUGCUAGCUACCAUCUAGCCACAUUUACCAAGUUAAAAUAGCUUUACCAUGUUUCACAAUAGCUCACAGAAAAAGUUCUGGACAUUCGACAAUGAAGAAAGUCUGAAACAACUGAGAUAUGAAGCCAACCAGAAAUAUUGCAACAAAAUGCUUACCAGUGGGAAGCCUGGGGUUAGUGACUCCUUGUUCCUGGAGGCUCACGAGGAGGAUGUCCUCUUCAGGCACUAUGAGAAGAGACUGCUUGACUUCUGUAAUGCUUUCAAGCCUGUGAUGCCCAAGUCUGUUGUGGGUACAGCCAUCAUGUAUUUCCGGAGAUUUUACCUGAACAACUCACUAAUGGAAUACCACCCCAGAACAAUCAUGCUGACCUGUGCAUACCUGUCCUGUAAGGUGGAUGAGUUUAACGUGUCCAGCACCCAGUUUGUGGGGAAUCUUGUGCAAGAGAGUGCGGCCGGACAGGAGAGGGCUCUGGAGCAGAUCUUGGAGUAUGAGCUCCUUCUCAUUCAGCAGCUCAACUUCCACCUGGUGGUACACACCCCUUACAGACCAAUGGAGGGCCUGCUUAUAGACCUCAAGACAAGGUAUCCUCUUCUGGACAACCCAGAGUCUCUGAGGAAGAGUGCUGAUGACUUCCUGACUCGGGCCACCCUGACAGACACUGGCCUGCAGUUUCCCCCGUCUCAGAUCGCCAUGACGGCCAUCCUGAACAGUGCGUCGCGGGCCGGCCUCAGCAUGGAGAGCUAUCUGACAGAAUGUUUGGGACUGAAGGAGGACAAAGAGACCCUCUCAAAGAUGUACGACGCGAUGAGACGGAUAAAAACUCUCAUGAAAAAGUAUGAACUUCCGAAACAAGAUGAGGUUAACGCUUACAAAAUGAAGCUGGAGAGGGUCCAUGCUGACUUUGGCACAAACUCCAACAUGAAAAGAAAAAGAGGAUCUGAGGAUGAUGAGCAUGUAGCGAAAGAGCCUCGGAUGACAGAAGAGGAGGAGUGGACUGAUGAAGAUCUGGAUGACCUAUGAAUGAUGACACAAACAUUGUUUUUUUCACCCAACCACUUUUGUCACUGAAGGACUGUCAGUAAUACUGGCCCUCUCAUGGCCUAUGGCCUCACAGAAGGUCUACCCAAUGUGUGCAAGACUCCACCAUUAGAGAGGAUUUAGAUAUUGUAUUAUCUUUGAUAUUUUUGAGGCCGUACAUUAUGCUUUUUCAAAGGUCUUGUCAUGUUUUCUGUAAAAAAAAAAAAAAAAAUCUACAUGUUUUAUUGUGUCAGGUUUGAAAUACAAAAUUUGUUUGAAUGACUUCAUCUCUUAUGAUGUAGUAAAAAUGUGUAUAUUCCAUGGGCAUAACAUCAAUAGGCUCUGUGAGCACAGUGCACUUGCCUAGAGCAUUAAGGGACUAACAUUCAAUACAUUUUUGAACAGUUAUGAUACAAGGCUGCUCUUAAAUCUCAAACCUGGGUUUCUAGGCCAUAACACAGAGCAAAGACAGUCCCGAAGGCACUUAAUCACAAAUGACCUGGGGAAGAAAGACUCCAUUAUCUACUUUACAAAACAACUGUUUAAUAAGUGCAUGCAUGUCUGAUACAAUCUGUACUAUUUAAAGAUUUACUGCUGUAAACAUUUUCAUUAACUAGUUAAAAACUUCUAUCUUGUCUGGCAUUGAGAAGUUAAGGAAGAAUGAACCAAAAAACAAUCAAUGUCAUACAAUUGGAAGAAAAUAAAAAAAGUUUGUCUGAACUAUA
Coregonus clupeaformis (lake whitefish) is the source of this 1976-nucleotide messenger RNA. RefSeq names its product cyclin-H. Gene Ontology annotation, molecular function: cyclin-dependent protein serine/threonine kinase regulator activity. Gene Ontology annotation, cellular component: transcription factor TFIIK complex; nucleus. The transcript has 10 exons. Bases 283 to 1254 code for a protein of 323 amino acids. Gene Ontology annotation, biological process: regulation of cyclin-dependent protein serine/threonine kinase activity; regulation of transcription by RNA polymerase II; DNA-templated transcription. NCBI's taxonomy places the organism in Eukaryota, Metazoa, Chordata, Actinopteri, Salmoniformes, Salmonidae. The record is from RefSeq and is a predicted model, not a curated record.